CCGCACAGCUUCAAAACGAUGUGGAGCUCAGUAGGGUUGAGUGUGAUUAACGUUGUGUGGUCUUCUCUGGCUUUGUGCUUCCUCGUUGCUUUUUGUGCUCACAAAGUGUCGCGACUGUUGCCGGGAAUAUUUGACACGUGUCCCGCUUACGUUUUAUUUCAGGACCUUAUUCGUUACGGAAAAACUAAACAGAGCUUAAAGCGAGACGAAUGGCUGCGGGUUUUUGACGUCCCAAAAAGGUGGUUCUGGCACUUCUAUGCAGUCUCUGUUGGCUGGAAUGGUCUUCUUCUGGUCUUGUACCUCAGCUUUAUAUUUCAGCAUCAGUCAUACCCUUUGUGGUUGAGCGACUUUUUAGACAUUUUGACUGGCGCACACAGCAGUGACAGUCAAGUCCCACAGCUUUCCACCGUCCUGGUGCAGCUGCUGCUGUGGGUCCACUCCCUCAGGAGGCUGCUGGAGUGCCUGUUUGUCAGCGUUUUCUCUGAUGGGGCGAUGCACUUGGUACAAUAUAUGUUCGGCCUGGGGUAUUACAUCAUGUUAGGGUUGACGAUCCUCUGCUGUGAUCGUAUGGAAAAAGAGAGAAGCUCCCUCCUCUCUCAGCUGGACUGGCUGCUUGUUGCUGGGUUUUUACUCUUCAUUUGGGCCUCGUGGCUGCAGCAUCAGUCUAUGGUCCUGCUGGCCAGACUUCGCACUGGAAAGUCAGGAACAGUGGAAACGCUGACUCACAGAGUGCCAAAGGGAGGUUGGUUUGAGCUGGUUUCUUGUCCCCAUUACUUUGCUGAGCUGCUGAUCUACAUCUCGUUGAGCUUUGUUUUCAGAGGCCUCUCUUUCACCUGGUGGCUUGUGGUACUGUAUGUGCUCUUCAACCAAGCACUGGCAGGACAGCUUUGUCAUGACCUUUACAUUAGCAAAUACAAGUCAUACCCAAGGCAUAGAAGAGCAUUUAUACCCUUUGUGCUAUGAAUACUCAGACACUGUAUUGGUCUUUUUGUGGUGAUAAAUGGGAACUGUAAAGAAAACUGCCAGAGAUGUAGGAGGAGCAGAAACCUUAGGAGCAAAAGCCAUCUUUUUCUAAACGUUCUUUCAAACCUCCAAAUUUAACUAAUCGGCUUGACAGCUAAGAGGCCAACACUGUGUUUGAUUUCUGGCAGAAGACUCUAGAGGUGAGAACUUUCUCCGACUGAUGUGAAGACACUGUGAGGAACAUUGCUGGAAUUCAUUUGUUCAUUACAUUAAGAACUUGUUUUUCUUACGAUUAAGUACUUAAAAAUCUUUUUCUUCCUUUUACAGUAUGCCAACCUCUCGAGUUAUAACUGGUAUUGUAAUCUCUAAAUGUUUAUGUGAAAAAGAAACCUGCAAAACACUGUGGUGUUGAAUAUUUUUCUUUUAUAGCAAAACAGAAUGUAUUGUAUUAAUACCGGAACGACAAGGAGUUUUACUUUAAAACGAAAAGUAACAUGACAUGGACAUGUUGUAAUGAAUAAAGAAACUUUAUUCAA
This is a messenger RNA of Maylandia zebra (zebra mbuna), 1499 nucleotides long. Lineage: Eukaryota; Metazoa; Chordata; Actinopteri; Cichliformes; Cichlidae. The record is from RefSeq and is a predicted model, not a curated record.